AUGGCAAGUCAUGAAGAUAGGAACAAUAACUAUGGAGACAAAACCCACAAGAAGCCAGGCGGAUGGAAGGCCGUGCCUUAUAUUCUAGGGAAUGAAGUGUUCGCGACCUUGGCAGUGAAUGGGAUGUUUGCGAACUUUCUGGUGUAUCUGACGGGAGAACUUCACAUAGACACAGUUUAUGCUGCAAAUAUUAUGAGCAUUUGGUCUGGUCUCUGCAACUUCGGCCCUCUUAUUGGCGCCUUCAUUUCUGAUGCAUACGUCGGUCGCUUCAACACCAUUGCUUUUGCUUCCAUCCCCAAUCUUCUGGGAAUGAUGGUUGUGACACUAACAGCAUGGUUACCAGAAUUGCACCCUCUACCAUGUACACCACAACAACUAGCACAGGACCUAUGUGAGAAACCCAAAAAGACUCAUCUUCUUGUUCUCCUUCUGGGGUUUCUCUUAUUGUCCAUUGGCUCUUCUGGUAUAAAGCCUUGUAGUCUCCCGUUUGGCAUCAACCAGUUCGAUGCAUCGACAGAAGAAGGAAGGAGAGGGAUCAACAGUUUCUUCAAUUGGAGGUACACUAUAACGAAUUUGAUAUAUUUGGUAACUCAAACUGUAGUGAUGUAUAUUCAAGACUCUGUGAGUUGGACUCUGGGUUUUGGGAUCCCUACUUUGUGUACGUUGUUGGCUUUGGUGUUUUUCUUCGUUGGUUCGAGGAUUUAUGUGCAUGUGGAGCCAGAUGGAAGUAUAUUGUCUGGAGUUGCUCAAGUUCUUGUUGCUGCUUAUAGAAAGAGAAAAGUUGAGCUUCCUUAUGAUGAAGAUGAAGAUAAAGAUAAAGAUGGAGUAGCCUUCUAUGAUCCUCCUUUAAAAAAGGGCACUAGCGUCAUGACAAAGCUACCUCUGACCAACCAAUUCAGGGUAUUAAACAAAGCUGCUAUAAUAAUGGAAGGAGAGUUAAACCCAGAUCGAAGCAAAGCAAAUCCAUGGAGACUAGCUAGCAUCCAACAAGUAGAAGAAGUGAAAUGUUUCGUUCGAAUCUUGCCGAUCUGGACAACUAAUAUCCCCACCCUAACCUCCAUAAUACUUCUAGGAAUAUUCACAAUCUCACAAGCCCUAAAAAUGGACAGACACCUCGGACCCAGCUUCCAAAUCCCCGCAGGUUCUUUCUCAGUCUUCUCCUUCCUCACCAUAGUCCUUCGGGUCCCACUCUACGACCGUGUCCUCGUACCAGCACUUAGAAAAACUACGCACCAUGAAGGAGGCAUAACGUUGCUUCAACGAAUGGGAAUCGGUUUAGUAUUCUGUGUUGUGUCCAUGGUGGGAGCCGGGUUCGUGGAACAAGCCCGAAGGGGUUCGACUAACUCAAAACCUAACAGGCUCGUGAUCGCGCCAAUGUCGGCCAUGUGGCUCGCCGUGCCGUUGAUCCUAAUGGGUAUGUGUAAGGCAUUUUAUAUUAUUGGAAAUGUUGAGUUUUUAAACAGACAAUGCCCAGAACACAUGAGGAGUAUUUCGAAUUCGUUGUUGUAUUGUUCUUGGGGUGUGGCAAGUUAUGUGAGCACCUUCAUUAUGACGAUGGUUAAUCAUCGGACGAAUUGGCUAACGAACGAUUUGAAUGUUGGGAGAUUGGAAUACUUCUACUAUCUCAUUGCUGGGCUUGGAGCUUUUAAUUUGGGUUUCUUCUUCUUCGUUGCUGUGAGGUAUCAGUACAUAAAUUUUAAGGUUCAAGAUGAUGAUGAUGGUGAUGGUGAUGUUGAGUUAGCUGAAACCAAAGCUUCUGUAUGA
Neltuma alba is the source of this 1764-nucleotide messenger RNA. RefSeq names its product protein NRT1/ PTR FAMILY 2.13-like. Gene Ontology annotation, cellular component: membrane. Gene Ontology annotation, biological process: transmembrane transport. Bases 1 to 1764 code for a protein of 587 amino acids. The transcript has 4 exons. The record is from RefSeq and is a predicted model, not a curated record. NCBI's taxonomy places the organism in Eukaryota, Viridiplantae, Streptophyta, Magnoliopsida, Fabales, Fabaceae. Gene Ontology annotation, molecular function: transmembrane transporter activity.